CAUCCCGGCGUGUUCCCCCGACGUCACGUUCCAUACGCGCGUUUUGUCACUUCCUGUUCUUCCGGUGAUUUGGUUGCCAUCUUUCCUCCGGUGUGUAAUGGCGAACAACAGCGCGGCGGCCCAGGCUGGGGCGCCGCAACCAGCCCAGACAGGCGGCGGGGUGAACAAGCCGGCGGCCUCAGGGAAGUCCGGAAACGUGUUGCCGCUAUGGGGCAACGAGAAGACUAUGAACCUGAACCCCAUGAUCCUGACAAACAUUUUGUCCUCCCCUUACUUCAAGGUGCAGCUGUACGAACUUAAGACGUACCAUGAGGUGGUGGACGAAAUCUACUUCAAGGUUACUCAUGUUGAACCAUGGGAGAAAGGCAGCCGGAAAACUGCUGGACAGACAGGGAUGUGCGGAGGGGUUCGUGGUGUUGGCACUGGUGGUAUUGUUUCCACUGCUUUCUGCCUUCUAUAUAAACUGUUUACCCUGAAGUUGACAAGAAAACAAGUGAUGGGUCUUAUUACACACACUGACUCCCCAUACAUCAGGGCUCUUGGUUUCAUGUACAUAAGAUAUACGCAACCUCCUGCAGAUCUGUGGGAUUGGUAUGAAGAUUUUCUUGAUGACGAAGAGGAACUGGAUGUAAAGGCUGGGGGUGGCUGUAUAAUGACUAUUGGGGAGAUGCUGAGAUCGUACCUCACCAAGCUAGAAUGGUUCUCCACGUUGUUCCCCAGGAUUCCAGUACCAGUUCAGAAGCAUAUAGAUCAGCAGAUAAAAACAAAGCCACGAAAGGUUAAAAAGGAAGGUGCUGAAGAGGUGGAGGAGGUGGAGCGGCAUGCUGAAAGAAGGCGGUCCAGAUCACCAAAAAGAUCAGUAAGUCCCCGGAGGUCCCCCAGGAGAUCCAGAAGCAGAAGUCAUCAUCGAGAGCACCAUGGCACAUCAAGUUUUGACAGAGAAUUAGAAAGAGAGAAGGAGCGUCAGAGACUGGAAAGAGAAUCUAAAGAGAAGAAAAGAUCAAGAAGCAAUGAACGUGGACUGGAACGCAAGAGGAGCAAGAGCAGGGAGAGACAUAGGACACGAAGCAGGAGCAGAGACCGCAAGGCUGACAGAAGAGAGAGGGACAAAGAGAAAGAAAAUGAGAGAAGCAGAAAACGGGACUAUGAUAAAAAGGGUAAUGGUAGAGAUAAAGAGGCUGACAGGACCAGAGAUCGAUCAAAAGAACGUAGGAGGAGUCAAGAGAAAAAAGAUAGAGAGGACAAGAGGCACAGAGAUGACAGGGAUUCUCGAAAGGAGAGGCGGCACAGCAGGAGCAGAAGUAAAGAUAGAAAACAGAGAAAGAGCAAGAGCCCUAGUAAGAAUGCAAGUAGCAGAGCUCGUAGUCGAAGCAAAGAAAGGUCAAACCGACAUAAAGCAAACAGGCGUAGCAGGAGCACAAGUCGAAACCGAACAGACAGUGCAGAGAAGUCCAAGAAACGGGAGCGCAGCUCCAGCAGGGAGAAACCACGCAAACGCAGCAGGAGCAAAGAACGAGGGCAUAAGCGUGACAGUGAAAACAAGGACCAUGAUUACCACAGCGGUGACCUUGAAGAAAAGCAAAGAGACAAAGAUGAGACUCUGUAACGAUUUACAAUGAACGGAUCACAUUGAAUCCUGUUUUCCCCUUUUUAUUUCCUGCUUCCCUUACAAGGUCAUGUUGUUCUGUAGCACUCUUGUUUAUAUAAUUUUGACAUUGUCUAAGCCAUGAGACUCUUUUCCCUCCUUUUCAUUUAGGGAUGUGCCUUUUGGGAAUCCCUUGUGCAUCGGACAUAAGUCGGUUAUUCCUGCAUUAGCUUGUUGACUCGGUGCCGAUAUUGUUGCGUUUUUAUUGGUUCAGUGUUCUGAAAAUUGACAGUGUCCUGCAAGAUCCUGUAUGUAAGAGGCACUACUUUUGCCACAUCGUUCAGAAGCUAAUGAGGUUCACUUCCUCCAAAUGCUGAGUGCAUGGCUUAGCUGACAGUUUGUUAAUCUGGCUAUUUUUGUCAUUUUCUAAAAUGAAUACAGACUUAAAAUUUCAAAUUCGUCUUACUGUCAAAUUGUAAAGUUUUUUUUUGUUUUUUUUAUCAAAUGUAAACAUUUUUGGAAUUAAGCUUUCCUUUCUAAAAUGGGUCCAUGGAAACGUUACUAAAUAGGUAACGCCUACAGGAAUGGAACCAGCUGCUGUCUUUGAUGUCCAAAGAAACAAUCGCAUUGUAAAGGAUUUUAACUGUGGUCAAAGCUGAAAUUCCAACAGUGGGUUUAUUUUACAGUAGCUAUAAAAAUGUGUAUUUUCUUCAAACAGCAGUAGGGUUAUUCUUAAUACAAUCCACAGUGAGGGACUUGGAAGUUUAGUAAGCAAGAAUAUCAUUAGGCUUCUUCACAUGGGCAUUUUUACAUGCAUUUAAUGGGAGGUCAUUUUUUUGGCCUGAUAGCUUAGUUAGCUUUUUCAUUUAAUUGAUCUCCCUAAGGUCUGCACCCCUGAGAAUAACACUUAAUGUGAAUGGGUUUCCCAUGGGUACAGGCACACAGAUAAGUUAACAUUCGUGCUUGAAAUCCACUGCAUCAAACUCAUGUUAAAAUGCCUCUAUGAAACCUAAGGAUAAGCGCUUACCCUACAAUGAAUGCAAAUAUGGAAACAAAGUGGUUUAAGUUGAUACCUGUGUUUGGGAACACGGUUAUGCUCUUACUGCCUUAUGUCUUGGUAGAACCUCCUCACAGAUGUAGCUCAAACUGCUUUGUAACUUCUAUCUGGUGCCCUGGCAAUUGCAUUCGUCCUGGGUACUACCAUUUUUUCCCUCCUUUUAGGAUAAAAGUUUGUUAAAUAUACAAGCAAAAUAUGGUAAGAUGUCUCAAAUUUCCCAAUUGUGCUUGCAUCUUUAAAGAGUUCUAUAAAAUCUUUUAAUGAUGAAAUACAGGCUUCUAUGUGAAAUGGCAUUUUGUAAUAUUUAUAAAUUUUUACUUUGUUUCACAAAGUGUUGGCGUGUCUAAUGUAUUUGAAAUUGCUUCUGUCUAUUUCUUAGAUUUUUUUUUUUUUUUUCAAGGUUUAAAACUGCAGUUAGCAGUUUUGUUUUUUUAAGGGUGUGCUAUAACCUACAUUCAUCAGAAGACCAAUAAAUAGUGGUUGACAUUAUAUAUCACAAAUCUGGGUCUGUGUUCAAUGUUUAGUUCUAGUUGAACAUGGGAAUGUUGGUUGCUGUAAAUCAAAAAAUAUACAGCUUGAUAAAUAUUUUUAUAUGGCAGCCCCACCCUGUUUAUUCACCACAUGUGGUACUGUAUUUUAAAUCACUACUUGGAAAUAGCAAAAAUCAGAAACCUUUUGUGUGCCAUAAAUCUGGUAUUUGCAUUAACCCUUCUACUUACUGGUAUCUUUGCAAAGAAUGAUCGCUUGUCAUAUAUUACGAAAUUUUAAGGCAUGUGAAGUUUGAGUUUCAAAAGAGCUUUCUGAUGAAGUGGCUAAAUUCCCCCCCUGUAUGAGACUGUUUUUAAGGUAACCCAGAGAAAUAAAUAGCCUUCCUCUGCAGAUGAAAAAAGAUGAAAUUGUGAAUUAGAAGUAAAAAUCUAAAUCUGUGAAACUUUUUAUAUAUAGGUGUAAAUGAAUACAGAAGUGUACUUUAUUAUUGUAUUGCCUACAUUGACAAUAAAUGGUAAAUUUGGGUAAAGGGA
Molecule: messenger RNA, 3664 nt
Organism: Xenopus tropicalis (tropical clawed frog)
Lineage: Eukaryota; Metazoa; Chordata; Amphibia; Anura; Pipidae
Gene: prpf38b
Product: pre-mRNA processing factor 38B
Exons: 6
Coding region: 98-1606 (502 amino acids)
Biological process (GO): mRNA splicing, via spliceosome
Cellular component (GO): nucleus
Source: RefSeq, a predicted model, not a curated record